AUGGCUUGUGAGUCCGUGUGCGAGAUUGCGUUGAAUAUGAAUUGUACGGAAGUUCAGGACGCUCUAGUCUUUCGAGGCGAUUGCUGCACUCUUGAAGAAAUCAAUGACGAAUGCUUUAUGGUUUCUACGGGAGAUUGCUCCAUCAAGGCGGCCGGGGCCAAUGAUACCAGUUGCACGUACGACGACGUGGGAAAUCCCGUGGCUUGUCUGCCCGCAUACACGCUCUACUCGUCAUUCUCCAAUGAUCCUUGUCCAGCAUCUAGCUUUCCCGUGCCCCAAUGGACCGAUGCUCCCACGCAGACUCCAUCUGUCGGAGGCACAGACAGUUCCACAGAUACAAAUGCCCCAACUCCCUUUCCCAUUUCAUCAUUCGCCAUAAUGGACAUUGUCAAUGGAGAUCCCACUCUGGGAGAUUGCUAUGUAGUCCAGCGAACCAUGAUUGGAUCUUCCGCUCAUCCAGUCACGGGAUGUGUCGAAUCCAGUUUGACUUAUACAUACUACAAUGGGGGAGACAAGGCCACUCCCGAUGGAAACGAUAUUGUUGAUACCGGAUACGACAAGGAAAUUUAUUUGGUCGCACGAGCUGAGAUUGUGCGUGACUGCCACGAUCCAGUGGCGCUUCCCGAUACAUGUACCAUUGAAGUCGAUGGGGUGGGAUUUUGUAACGCAUGUUCCUACAGUACUGGAGGACAAGUCACUCUUACGGAUUGUACCAACCUCGACAGUCCCCCCAUAUUUACCAGCUCCCCUCAGACGGUCGAAUUCUUUUACGACGGAGCACCCGAGUCCGAAUAUGCGCUCCAUUUUUUGAGGUUGGCAUUUGACGAGGAAAAGUGCAACCAUCCCGCUCAAGCCGAAUAUGACACCUCAGGGCCCACCCAUAUUGACUCGUUUGUUGGAACCACGGCGCCCUCGCAAGUGCCAAUAUCCGAUGCACCCAGCUUUGUGGAGACCUUCGUCUCUACUUCCAGGAUAUCCAUGGAACAGUUCCAAGGACUGCCAGAGUAUGGAGAUUGCUUUACUGUGGAUAGAACCUUCCAAGACACAUCUGCGAAUCACUAUACUGGAUGUCGCACAGGACAGGUCACCUAUGAUUACUCCAUUGGACUCAUGGUUGACAUUGACUACUAUGCGGGCUGUGAUGAUCCCACCGCCAAUACCUGCACCGUUCAGGUUCAUGGAUACGGAACCUGCCAGAGCUGCGAGGUGGACAGCACCCAGCAGGUCACACUCUUAGAUUGCAGCAAUCUGGCACAUCUAUCUUCUCCUCCUCUGGUCAACAGCAAGUGGAGUUUGUGCAUGAGUCCGUUCCUGAGUAUGACCUCCAGUUCUUCCAGCUUUCUGAUGAAUGGAAUGGCUGCGACAGCUCCACACAGGCCCCAGCGUUCCAAGGACUACCAGAGUAUGGAGAUUGCUUUACUGUGGAUAGAACCUUCCAAGACACAUCCGCAAAUCCCUAUACUGGAUGUCGCACAGGACAGGUCACCUAUGACUACUCCAUUGGACUCAUGGUUGACAUUGACUACUAUGCGGGCUGUGAUGAUCCCACCGCCAAUACCUGCACGUUCAGGUUCAUGGAUACGGAACCUGCCAGAGCUGCGAGGUGGACAGCACCCAGCAGGUCACACUCAUAGACUGCAGCAAUCUGGGCACAUCUAUCUUCUCCUCCUCUGGUCACAGCAAGUGGAGUUUGUGCAUGAGUCCGUUCCUGAGUAUGACCUCCAGUUCUUCCAGCUCUCUGAUGAAUGGAAUGGCUGCGACAGCGCCACAACAGGCCCCAGUGUUACCGUCUCCACCUUCCCCAGCCUAGUGCCAGUGUCCGAUGCCCCCAGUUAUGUGGAGACCACCAUCUCAUCCCAGUACGCCACUUCUUCCAUGAUUUCCAUGGAACAGUUCCAAGGACUACCAGAGUAUGGAGAUUGCUUUACUGUGGAUAGAACCUUCCAAGACACAUCCGCAAAUCCCUAUACUGGAUGUCGCACAGGACAGGUCACCUAUGACUACUCCAUUGGACUCAUGGUUGACAUUGACUACUAUGCGGGCUGUGAUGAUCCCACCGCCAAUACCUGCACGGUUCAGGUUCAUGGAUACGGAACCUGCCCAGAGCUGCGAGGUGGACAGCACCCAGCAGGUCACACUCAUAGACUGCAGCAAUCUGGGCACAUCUAUCUUCUCCUCCUCUGGUCAACAGCAAGUGGAGUUUGUGCAUGA
Molecule: messenger RNA, 2211 nt
Organism: Seminavis robusta
Lineage: Eukaryota; Bacillariophyta; Bacillariophyceae; Naviculales; Naviculaceae
Source: the annotation of a GenBank genome assembly